GAGUACUAUAUUUUCUCGGAACAACAAAGACUCAAAUGCUUAGUUGUGACGUCAUGGGGUUGCCCGCAUGUGUGUAUUGAGUGCCGACAGGAAUACAUGUGUAUGUGGCAGGAAGUACACACUGGCUACAUCAAGAGCUGACAAAUUAACCCAACUUAAACUGUAACAAAGCUCAGCAUGUCGUGGCUUCCUGAGAGACAGCAGCGCUCAUGGCUUCAGCAACUGUGUGAAAGCAUUUUAAAGACAGGCCCUGUCCCUGAACACAUUGCAAUAAUCAUGGAUGGCAAUCGGAGAUUUGCUGUCAAAAAGAGCAUAGAUCGAGCAGAAGGACAUCUGCAAGGAUUUCAAAAACUUGCAGAGACUCUUGAUUGGUGCCUGAGACUUGGCUUACGUGAAGUGACAGUUUAUGCUUUCAGCAUUGAAAACUUCAAGCGAUCCAAAGAAGAAGUGGAAUGUUUGAUGGAACUUGCAAAACAAAAACUUGCACGUUUGUUACAGGAAAAGGAACUGAUUCAGAAGCAUGAGGUGUGCAUUCGUGUGCUUGGCAAGAUCGAAUUGUUAUCACCUGAGCUGCAACAGAUGAUUGCAGAUGCUGUUCUUUUCUCCAAAAACAACAAAAGAGCAACUCUUAAUGUCUGCUUUGCGUACACAGCACGUGAUGACAUCAGUAAUGCCAUGAAGGAGCUGGCACUAGGAGUCAAAGCAGGCGAGAUCCAAGAAAGUGACAUCACGGAUAGUCUUCUGGAAAAGUGUCUUUACUCAUCUCAUUGUCGACCUGUGGACUUGCUGAUUCGGACAUCUGGUGAAGUCAGAUUGAGUGAUUUUCAAUUGUGGGAGAGUGCAUAUAGCUGUUUGGCAUUUGUUAAUGUGCUGUGGCCAGAAUUCAGCAUAUGGCAUUUAUAUGCAGCCAUCUUACAUUACCAACGCAACUAUGCUCAGAUACAGAUUGCUCGACAGAACAGAGACAUAGAAAGAGAGAGACUCCAGAGAGAUUCAGAUUACAAUUGUGUGCUAAAGGAAAUUUCCCAUCAUAAUCCCGACUCUGCUACUGUUCAAGAGAGCGUGCAAAAGUAUGCUGCUGAUCGUGCUUCAAGGAUUGAUGCUUUUCUUCAAAGGCUGUAUGAGAAGAGGGGCAGUCUUCUAGAAAAACUGAUUCCUGGUAGCAUUCAGUGUCCAAUGAUUUCUUUGUUGUCUUGAGUAAAGCCUAUGUAUUUGGUUAUUUGAGAACUGUUAGAGAACAAAUGCAUUUUAUUAACUGCAUGCUUUGAGUGCCAUUGUGUGUGUGUGUGCAUGUUUAUGUCAGUCUAAUGCAGAUCAGGUGACUAUUGUUGCAUCCAGGAACAAGGUGCAUUGUUGGCAAAGGGUGGUGCUCUAAAUUUUGUAAUGAAGAAAGCUUAUGAGAAGCUGGACUACCUUUAGUACUUUCACAUUCCAUGUUCAAUUUCCAAGCUCACCCCACGCCAAAAAAAUUCACUGGCAACAGAAAAGUGCUUAAUUUUAUGGUAGGGUUAGAACUGCAUAAAUGAUUGCAGAAGAAUUUUAGUAUAAAUAAAAACAAGAACUUUAACUAAAAAAUGCCAUUUUUUCACUUUUUUGUUUUCAUCUUCACAGUUUUAUGCACUCUUCAAAUGUCUUCAUAACCAUGCAAACCAACUUUUUCAGCUCUAAAUUUUAUUUAAUUGCACAGAAGAGUACAGGCUAUUGCCAGUUUUCUAGAAAGA
Molecule: messenger RNA, 1721 nt
Organism: Pomacea canaliculata
Lineage: Eukaryota; Metazoa; Mollusca; Gastropoda; Architaenioglossa; Ampullariidae
Product: dehydrodolichyl diphosphate synthase complex subunit DHDDS-like
Exons: 8
Coding region: 178-1197 (339 amino acids)
Biological process (GO): polyprenol biosynthetic process
Cellular component (GO): dehydrodolichyl diphosphate synthase complex; endoplasmic reticulum
Molecular function (GO): ditrans,polycis-polyprenyl diphosphate synthase [(2E,6E)-farnesyl diphosphate specific] activity
Source: RefSeq, a predicted model, not a curated record